UUUGAUCACAUAAUCCACCAAUAAAAUUACAAAGUCACUCAUCAUAUCAUAAUAACCAUGGUGUCUUUUAUGAGUUCUCGCAUUGGAUUGCUUUUCUUUGCAGUUCUUUCUCUGAGUGCAUACUUAGAUGUGGCAUCAGCACAAUGUCGACCUGGGCAAAGAAAUUUGAUCACUUUCCCAACCCUAAGCUGCCCUGUAUGUAGUGCCAAAUGUGGUUUGAAAUGUGGGAUUUUUGCGGGAGGCCAACCAGGUACUGGUGUUUGCAAACCCCAACCUCUUGGCGUAGUUUGCACAUGUUGCUGUGGAAAUGCGAAUCCCCCAGUCCCAGUCCCAGCCAAAUCCCCUCCACCACCUCCACCUAGAGCAUCACCACCCCCACCGUCACCUCCUCCACCAUCUCCACCACCACCACCACACCUUCACCUCCACCUCCAUCCCCACCCCCACCACCACCUAGAGCAUCACCACCCCCACCGUGUAACUCCAUCGCUUGCGGCGUGCAUUUCCAAUUAUUGCAGCUGUUGUUGCCCGACUACCCUUACAUCAUCAUCAACAACUCCUGGUUCAGCGUUACUUGCAACAGCAUAG
This is a messenger RNA of Papaver somniferum (opium poppy), 588 nucleotides long. RefSeq names its product leucine-rich repeat extensin-like protein 3. NCBI's taxonomy places the organism in Eukaryota, Viridiplantae, Streptophyta, Magnoliopsida, Ranunculales, Papaveraceae. The transcript has 3 exons. The record is from RefSeq and is a predicted model, not a curated record. Bases 58 to 588 code for a protein of 176 amino acids.